Molecule: messenger RNA, 1062 nt
Organism: Aspergillus tanneri
Lineage: Eukaryota; Fungi; Ascomycota; Eurotiomycetes; Eurotiales; Aspergillaceae
Product: putative oxidoreductase, 2OG-Fe(II) oxygenase family
Exons: 2
Coding region: 1-1062 (353 amino acids)
Molecular function (GO): dioxygenase activity
Source: RefSeq, a predicted model, not a curated record
AUGGAGCAGGAUUCCUUCCCUGGACUUCCACCAUUUCCAACCCACGUGUCCACCGCACCUCUCGUUCGUCUCUCGCUGGAAAAACUCCUAGCCCACGACGUCGCUGAAAUCAAACGCCUGGUGCAAGCCAGUGAAGAGAUUGGGUUCUUCUAUCUGCAUCUGGACUCAUCGAGCGGUGCGCAACUGCUCAGUGACGCUGACCAGCUCUUCGCGACCGGCGAGGAGCUCUUCCUUCUCGAUCUGGAGGAAAAGCAAAAGUAUGACUUUAGCGACCAGAAUUCCUAUUUCGGAUAUAAAGCGCAGGGUGCAGUUGUCGUUGAUAAACAGGGAAAUUUGGAUCGGAAUGAAUUCUACAACGUCUCCAAGAACGAUAUUCUCGGUUUAACCUCCCCCCUCCCAGCACCGACCAUUCUUCAAUCGACCCGAACCAAUCUCGAGUCCUUCAUCACGGCCUCCCAUUCCAUCAUCACUCUCCUUCUCUCCCAUCUGAACGAUUCCCUCAACCUUCCCCCCAACACUCUACCCUCUUUGCACCGUCUACGCGCCCAAAGCGGCGACCAAGUUCGCUUCAUCAAAGCACCCCCACAACCUAUAGAUGACCAUCGUACUGCGAUGGGCGAACACACUGAUUUCGGCAGCAUCACGAUCCUCUUCAACCGGCUCGGUGGACUGCAGGUUCUUCCGCCGGGAGAGGAUGCGAUCUGGACGUAUGUGCGGCCGUUGCCCGGGCACGCGAUUAUCAAUCUGGGAGAUGCGAUGGUGAAGUUCACGAAUGGACUGUUUCGGUCAAAUAUUCACCGGGUGGUUGCGCCGCCCGGGGAACAGAGUACCUCGACUAGGUUUAGUCUUGUGUAUUUCUCGCGGCCGGAGGAUGAUGUCCCCUUGAGACGGUUGGAAGGGACGGAUCGGAUCCCGCCGCUUGGGGAGGACGAUGUCGAGGAGACCGUCUUGAGCAAGGAUUGGGUGAUUCGGAGGGCACUAGGGAGGAGAGGGAAUUUGGAGGAUAUUGAUUUUGAGAAGUCUGCUGGGACAGAGCAGUUGAGUCGGAGGAUUAAAGUGUGA